AUGCAAGGACUGAGCUAUUGCGAUAUCAACCACCGCUUGCAGAUUCGCCUGUGCUCGGCGAUACCUGGGUGCACUCUUUCGGACGCCAAGAGAUGUUUGUUGUGGAAGGACGGCUUCGCGUCGGCCCAAACGGUCAAAUUGUCCAUCUCUCAUGACUACUUUGCGUUGGGUCGCUUGGCGGACGAGUUGGAAAGCUUUGUGUCUGCCAUGGCCAAUGCCAUGCCGAAAUUGAGUGAGAUCCAUGUGCAGCUGCUUCAGCAUGGAUUUUCCUUUGCUGCCGGUCAUCAUGCGCACAAGGCAGUCGUUCCCGUGGAAUUGUUGGAAUUCUUGCUGCAGAAAUUUCCAAGACUGGAGCGCAUCAAGUUUUGUGAUCUCCAUAUUAUGACUGUGGGCCCAGGUCGAGAACAGCAACAGCAGCAGCAACAACAACGAGAUUCUCUACAGAAACUGGCCAUCGCCUUGGAAUGCCAAUCAUUGCUGGAACACCUCGAACUUCGUCAUUGCUCCUUUUUCCCGGUCUCUUCCUCCCGGGUGGAUCCCCUGCUUACAUCACUCUCCAUUGGUGUACCCACACUGGAAAAGCUGAUUCUUCAAUUUCCUUUCCAAAAUGGUGUCAGCGUUAGUACUACAGCCGUCAACGCCUUGACGGAAGGCUGUACUCGCCUGAGAGAAUUGCACUUUAAGGGUCUUCACACCAUUCCAACUUGCAGCAAGGCAACCCCGCCAUCCAUGCUUUGGAACGGAUGUGCAUCGCUGGAACGUUUGGCAUUGCAUCUACCACCCUUGACGUCACCCGCAAUGUCCGAGGCCAUGGGGACAGAACUAGCGAGCUUGGUGCACAAGGCACCAAAGUUGGUUGCCUUGACCGUCAAUCUGCAUUUACUACAAGCACAAGGGCAACAAUCCACCAAAUGUCACUCCCUCCAGUCCUUUCAAAGCGCAUUGGCGUCGGCUCUUCGACCUACCAAACUGCAAGAGUUGUACAUUUUGUGUCACGACGAAAUAGCAAUUACGCGAGGAGGACAAUCACAACAACUGCCUACACUGCCAGUCUUUUGCAGAGUCUUGCAAGACACACCCACCCUCACGCGUCUUUGCCUACCGCACUGUGGCGAACUCGACGAGUGCGUGGCCUUUUGGCUCGCCGUCAAUCAAAGCGGUAUUCGACAAUUCUUCUUACCGUUGGACGACAACGACGGCAACAGCCAAAACCGAAACAGCGUCGCGAGGUUGGGGGAACUGGGAGAAUUUGUAUCCAGCAAGGACGAUCGGACGCAGCUGUCCAUGAUCUACUACGUCCUGCGGGAAGGAUGUCCCUUGUUUCUUGCAUAA
Messenger RNA from Seminavis robusta, 1332 nucleotides. Lineage: Eukaryota; Bacillariophyta; Bacillariophyceae; Naviculales; Naviculaceae. The record is from the annotation of a GenBank genome assembly.